Molecule: messenger RNA, 2302 nt
Organism: Anoplophora glabripennis (Asian longhorned beetle)
Lineage: Eukaryota; Metazoa; Arthropoda; Insecta; Coleoptera; Cerambycidae
Product: nitric oxide-associated protein 1
Exons: 5
Coding region: 99-2282 (727 amino acids)
Molecular function (GO): GTP binding
Source: RefSeq, a predicted model, not a curated record
AAUAACCUAAUAUUUUGUUGAUAUUCAAAUAUUUUGUUAUAUAAAAAAAUAUAUAAAUAAUUUAUAAAGAAACUGAAACUAGUUUUCCCUUAUUUAGAAUGUUUGCAGUGAAGUCCCACAUCAAUAUUUAUUGUGCAAAAUAUUUAAAAAUUAUUUUGAAACAAAAUUUUAUGAAAAUCUGUACAGGCACAAAUACCUGGAACCAAACACAAACAAAAUCAAAUAGUAGUGGUGAAACUAACAGUUUGGAGUAUCUCAUAACUAAGUAUGAACCGAAGUUAUUAUACAAUAGUGUUAUUGAAAGUAAAAGGAUCAAAUUAGGUUAUAACAAAAAUAAUAUACAUAUGCUGAACGUACUAAGAUAUAAUGAAAAAUUAAAAAAUCACUUGGCAAGUAUUCAACCUUUGCCACUUAGUCUGAAGUAUUUAUAUGAUAAUAAUGAAUUCACAAAUGUGGAAAACACUUGUAAAAAUAAACAAGAAGGUGAUUCAGAAAAAUUGCUUCAAUUUCCUUAUAGUUUUAAUAUGAAUAAUGUGAUAAAAGAACAUGAAAUUAUUAAUAUAGAAGAAAGCACAACUGAGAAAAUUAGCAGCAUUAGUGAUGAAAUACAACAGAGGAGCAAAUUAUAUAGACAUACCAAUAAUUGGAUGACUGCUUAUGAUAACUAUGAAAAUGAUUUAGUUAGUGUUGAUGAGAGCAGUGGUGAAAUCAAUUAUGGAACGUCUGACCCAAACAGUGAAAUAAGUAAUGUACCAUGUGGAGGUUGUGGUGCUUUAUUACACUGCAAGGAUACAGGUAUUCCCGGAUAUAUACCCUCGGAAAUAUUUAAAAAUUAUAGGAAAAAAGGUGGAGCUAGCUUACAAGCGAUGAAAUGCCAAAGAUGUUAUUUUUUAAAUGAAUAUAAUUUAGCGCUUCAGGUCAGUGUUUCAGCAGACGAUUACCCUAAAAUUUUAACUGCGAUAACAGAAAAGAGAGCAUUAGUUGUUUUAAUGGUGGACUUAAUGGAUUUUCCGUGUUCCAUUUGGCCUGGAAUAGCUGAUAUUUUAGGUCCGAAAACUCCAAUAGUAGUUGUAGGGAAUAAAAUAGAUAUACUACCAAAGGAUGGUAAAUAUUUCUUAAAAAGAGUUAAACAAAAUCUUUUGGAACAUAUAAAAUUAUCUGGAUUUGCAACAAGUAAUAUUUUGCAUGUUGCUUUAAUUUCUGCAAAGAGCGGUUACGGGAUCGAAGAUUUAAUUACUUCAUUACAGUCUUUAUGGAAACAUAAAGGUGACGUUUAUUUAGUUGGAUGUACGAAUGUUGGAAAAUCAAGCUUAUUUAACGCAUUACUGCAGUCUGACUAUUGCAAAACACAGGCAUCAGAUCUAAUUCAAAGAGCAACCAUUAGUCAGUGGCCAGGCACUACCUUGAACAUGUUAAAGUUCCCAAUAAUGAGGCCUUCAGGACAUCGCCUCUACUUACGUCAUCAAAGAAUGAUCCAAGAGCAACAUAUUGCUUCUGAGAAAAAUCGAUUAAGAGAAGAAUAUCUAAAAAAAUAUAGGUCCGUUAAAUAUGCUUCUCUAAUUGGUCAUAUCGGUCAAACGUAUUUAAAAAUGAAUGAUACAGGUAAUGAAACGAAGGAUUGCUUUUCAGUAAAAGGCCAUGCAAAUGCUUCUGGAAAAUUUAAAAUGGGAAUUAAUGAAAAUAAUCCUGAAUAUGUUGCAAGUCGUUGGUGUUUUGAUACACCAGGCGUUAUUCAACCUGACCAAAUCGUCCACUUAUUAACAAUUGAGGAGUUAAUGGCUGCUAUUCCGAAAGAAAUAAUUAGACCUGAAACUUUCUGUAUCAAGCCUGGAACUUCUUUAUUUAUUGCUGGCUUAGCCCGAUUAGAUUACUUGGAAGGGCCUGGAUCUGUGAGGUUAACUGUAUUCAGGUCAAACGAAUUACCAGUUACGUUAUGUAAUCUAGAGGAGGCAAGCUGUAUUUAUCAAGAAUGCUUGGGAACAGAAUUGUUAAAGGUACCAAUGCAGGGUAAAGACAGAUUAUCAAAAUGGCCAGGAUUAGAAUCGAAAGAUCCUUUUGCUGUAACUGGAACUAAUCCAAAAAAAUCUUGCAGAGAUAUAAUACUAUCUAGUGCAGGGUGGGUUGCGAUAAAUUGCUUAACAGAUAAAAAUUACAAAUUUCAAGCUUGGACUCCAGAAAAGAGAGGAAUUUAUAUAAGAGACAGUCUGUUACCAGACGCUGUGACAUUAAGAGGUCCUAGAAUUAGAAACAGUAUCGCAUAUAAAAUGCAUAGAUUUGUGUAAUAAAUUUUAUCCGAGUUUAA